AUGCCUCCAAAGAAGCGUCAGGCUCCCGCGACACCCGAAACCUCGGGCCGCAGGCGGUCCGGGCGAAUUAGCUCUUCGGGCAAGAAGAGCGUAUACUUUGAGGCCGAUUCGGAUGAUGAGCUUGGCGAUGACCAGACCUACCACACACCGAAGCGCAUCAAGUCAGGCGGCAGCCGCCGCACAUCUGCCGUCAAACGUGCCAAGGUCGAGGAGUCUGAAGAGGACGCCUAUCAAGACGAAGAGUCAGAUGACAAUGGAGGAGAAGAAUCAGAAUCGGAUGAGUACCACAGUGCACAGGAGGAACAAGAAGUGAAGAUCAAGAAGAAGAGAAAAUCCCAAGUCAGUAAUGGUGACGUUGAGGACGAGGACGAGGACGAGGACGGCGAUGAUGAUGGUCCUCAGGUGACCUUCAUACCGCAUAAGCAGCUGAGAGACCUGGAUGGUGUCGACUACGAGGAUGGGAGGAUACACAAGAACACGCUGCUCUUUCUCAGAGACCUGAGAGCUAACAAUCUGAGAUCUUGGCUCAAGUCCAACGAUAAAGAAUACCGACGAUCCUUGACCGACUGGAACUCAUAUGUCGAGGCUCUGACAGAAAAGAUCAUCGAGGCUGAUGAGACCGUCCCCGAACUUCCAGUCAAAGACGUCAUCUUCCGGAUCUACAGAGACAUUCGGUUCAGCAAGGAUCCCACCCCAUACAAGGUCUGUGAGAACCCCCCCCCCGCCAUUCAUAUCAGGGGUGGUUUGGCUGACUCUAUGCAGGCGCACUAUUCGGCAGCCUGGUCUCGGACAGGGCGGAAGGGGCCCUAUGCAUGCUACUACGUGCACUGCGAGCCUGGCAAGUCUUUUAUCGGUGGGGGCCUCUGGCAUCCAGAUGCCGGCCAGCUGCACAAGCUGCGUGCGAGCAUCGAUGAACGACCGCAGAGAUGGCGCCGUGCACUCAUGGACGACAACUUCCGCCGCACGUUCUUGCCAAAGGCCAAGAACGACGAGAAGUCUGUGAUCAAGGCGUUCACCGAGUCCAACAAGGAGUCGGCGCUCAAGACGAAACCCAAGGUUAGCAUUCCUGUCUGCGUCUGGGGCUUCCCUGCCGAGCAUCGGGAUAUCGAGCUGCUCAAGCUGAGAAACUUUACUUUUGGCAAAAAGGUGCCCGAUUCCAUCUUUACCGAUGAGGAUAGUUUGGACAAAGUCUCCGAGAUCAUCGGUGCCAUGGUUGGUUUUGUCACACAUUUGAACAAGGUUGUUAUGCCCGACCCUGGUGACGAUUCAGACUCGGACGAGGAGUGA
This is a messenger RNA of Thyridium curvatum, 1287 nucleotides long. RefSeq lists its product as uncharacterized. Bases 1 to 1287 code for a protein of 428 amino acids. The transcript is spliced from 4 exons. The record is from RefSeq and is a predicted model, not a curated record. Lineage: Eukaryota; Fungi; Ascomycota; Sordariomycetes; Thyridiales; Thyridiaceae.